Magallana angulata is the source of this 1803-nucleotide messenger RNA. RefSeq names its product tubulin delta chain-like. Gene Ontology annotation, biological process: microtubule cytoskeleton organization; mitotic cell cycle. The transcript has 6 exons. The record is from RefSeq and is a predicted model, not a curated record. Gene Ontology annotation, molecular function: structural constituent of cytoskeleton; GTP binding. The coding region runs from base 268 to 1605 and encodes 445 amino acids. Gene Ontology annotation, cellular component: microtubule; cytoplasm. Lineage: Eukaryota; Metazoa; Mollusca; Bivalvia; Ostreida; Ostreidae.
UGUUGCAAGACGACAAAGUUAAUGGGUAGCUUAGUUUUGUAUCCAUGUAUAUUUCUUCAGAUUGAGGAAAAUAAUCGUUAGUCUCUCUUGAACUAGCUUGAAUCUUAUGUACUAAACUUUUCCAAUCAUAUCAGAGGAUUAAAUCAUUAAUCAGGUGUUUAUAUACUGUAGAAAGUUAAAGAAGGGGUGACCAUGACUGAUUCAUAAGAAGUCUUAUACCCGACUGAAGGAACAUCUAUAUUGGAGGACCUGUCAGUGCUCUUUGCAAUGUCCAUCAUUACUGUACAGCUUGGACAAUGCGGAAACCAGAUCGGUGGCCAAUUGUUUCACACCUUUAUGGAAGAUGUUCACUCUAAGCCACUGGCCACACAGGUAGCUCCAGACAAAAAUGAGGAUUAUAAAGAUGAAGUUCUGUCGAGAUUCUUCUACCGUGGAGAAUCAAGGGAGGAGAUGCCCAGAGUAAGAGCUGUCAUGGUGGACAUGGAACCAAAGGUGAUUGCUCAAACAUAUCAGGAUGCUAAAAGAUCCGGAACAUGGUGCUACUCAGAGAAACAACAUUACUGUCAACAAAGAGGUUCCGGAAAUAACUGGGCCCACGGGUUCUGUAUCCAUGGCCCUGCGUGUCAGAGUACUGUCAUGGAACUAAUCAGGCGGGAAGCAGAAAAAUGCGACAACCUGGGUGGGUUUCUCUCUCUGAUGAGCCUGGCUGGAGGGACAGGCUCAGGGGUGGGGGCAUAUGUGACUCGAUGUUUGAGAGAUGAGUUUCCUCAUGCUUUUAUCAUGAACCAAGUUGUAUGGCCAUAUAAAAUGGGAGAAGUGAUCGUGCAGAAUUACAAUGCCGUUCUGACGCUGUCUAGAUUAUAUCACAAUGUGGACGCAAUUAUUGUCAUGGAAAACGACCACCUCCAUAAAAUCUGUCAACAACUUUUAAGCAUCAAGAAAAUCUCAUUUAAGGACAUCAACAAGGUGAUUUGUCACAAGUUGGCUACAAUGUUGCAGCCCUGUCCGCUCAGCAAAUACACUGGAGACACUUGCUCAAAUUCUAUAGGAGAAAUGUUGGAACAUUUGGUGCCCCAUCCUGACUACAAACUGCUCACUGUUAAGAACAUCCCCCAGAUGUCGGCGGCCGCCCAGGAGUUCAGCACCUACCAAUGGCAUGGCCUGCUGAAGCACCUCCGUCAGAUGUUGAUCUCUGAUGCUCCCAUGGAGGAAGGCAUUGAUUGGCAAGUCAGAGUCAACUCCCAAGGAUCCCACCACAAUACAUCCCUGGCCAAUCUCCUCCUCCUGAGGGGCAAAGAAUCUUCAUCCGCAGACACCGCCCCGUUCUCCGAAUCGGCCCUCUAUGCUCCUUGGAUUCCUCCAGAUGCUGCCCUCAUGACAGGGGUCCAACCCAGGGCCUUUAAUCAUUACGAAAAAUCUGCCUCCUUAAUCUCCAAUAGUCAGUCUCCAGUCACUCUCAUGGAUUCAAUGGUGGGGAAGGCUUGGGACAUGUUCUCCUCCAGGGCUUAUGUGCACCAGUAUGCCAAGCAUGGCUUGACAGAGGAUGAAUUUCUGGAUGGAUUUGCUACUUUAGAACAAGUUAUUGCUAAUUAUAAACAUUUAUGAUGUCUGAAUGUGUUCCCGUAUAUUAGCAUUUCUGUUCCUUUGUUACAGUAACCUAUGCAGUGCAUAUUUUGACUACAGAUACGAAGUCACGGUAUCAUUAUUUCUUAUAUCAUUUAAUGUAAACUUCAUUAUAAACUGAAGGGCACAAACUGUCAUAAAGCAUUUGGAUAAUUAAUGAAUAAAUGACAAACAGUUGUA